This is a messenger RNA of Suillus bovinus, 2048 nucleotides long. Its product is annotated as P-loop containing nucleoside triphosphate hydrolase protein. The coding region runs from base 33 to 1889 and encodes 618 amino acids. NCBI's taxonomy places the organism in Eukaryota, Fungi, Basidiomycota, Agaricomycetes, Boletales, Suillaceae. Gene Ontology annotation, cellular component: spliceosomal complex. Gene Ontology annotation, molecular function: ATP binding; RNA binding; RNA helicase activity. Gene Ontology annotation, biological process: mRNA splicing, via spliceosome. The record is from RefSeq and is a predicted model, not a curated record. The transcript is spliced from 10 exons.
GCUUAACUCACGGACUGAUUAUCACGGCUGACAUGGAAUCAGCACCGAAACGACGUCGCAUCUCACGCUCUCCGUCACCAACAUACAAAUUCGAUGAUGAGGACGAUGACUAUGUGCCCUACAUUCCUGUUGCCCAACGACGAGAAGCUAAGCUGGCGAAACUUUCUUCAUUAAGCACCGUUUCUGACAGGACGAAGGCAAAGAAGCAGCUAGAAGAAUUAUUGGAGCGCGAAGAUGCAGAAAGGGAAGAGGAACGGCAACGCGAGAAGACACGGAAGGAGAGGCCUUUGCUCAUGGAAGCACAGGAAGUACACGAGCGCAAAGCUGCAGAGAAUGCAAAGAAGACUGAAGUAGAAAAAGAAGAAGAAGCGGAUGCAGAGAUACUUGCUGCCAUAGCAAGUCGCAGGAAACUCGCAUCUGAUCUAGAACUUGCGAAAGGCAUAUUGUACACAGACUCCCUCACAACAUCAUGGCGGCCGCCGACAUAUAUUCGAGAACGCACAGAUGAGCAACAUCGACGACUGCGAGAAAAAUACCACAUCAUUGUGGAUGGAGAAGACAUACCUCCUCCUAUUGAACAUUUUUCGGACAUGAAGAUACCAGAAUCGAUGCUGCAAUUUCUAAAGUCCAAGAAAAUCAAUACUCCAACACCUAUCCAAUUACAAGGAAUACCCACUGCAUUCGCUGGUCGAGAUAUGAUUGGCAUUGCUUUCACUGGUUCCGGCAAAACCCUUGCCUUCUGCCUUCCUUUGAUCAUGCUCGCACUGGAAGAAGAGACGAAGCUCCCGUUUGUUCGUGGAGAAGGCCCAGUAGGUGUUGUUCUUUGUCCCUCGCGCGAGCUGGCUGCACAAACAUAUGAAAAUGUGCUUGCCUGGACAGCCGCGCUUGCAAAAGACGGAAAAUAUCCACAGCUGAAUACCCUCCUCUGUAUUGGCGGCAUAUCAAUGGGCGAACAAAGUCACGUGCUCAAUAAGGGUCUACACAUUGUGGUAGCUACUCCUGGCCGUCUGAUCGAUAUGCUAGAGAAGCGCAAGUUCACAUUUAACAACAGCAAGUUUUUGUGUAUGGAUGAAGCUGAUCGGAUGAUUGAUUUGGGUUUCGAGGAUGAUGUACGCAACAUUAUGAGCUUUUUCAAGCGACAACGGCAAACUUUGCUUUUUUCUGCGACAAUGCCUCGAAAGAUCCAAGACUUUGCGCAGCAGUCGUUGAUCAAACCUGUUCUUGUGAAUGUUGGCCGCGCUGGCGCCGCAAAUUUGGACGUUCUUCAGGUGGUGGAGUAUGUUAAGCAGGAGGCAAAGAUGGUUUAUUUGCUGGAGUGCCUUCAGAAAACUGCUCCUCCAGUUAUUAUCUUUAGUGAGAACAAAAAUGAAGUCGAUGAUAUACAAGAAUAUCUCUUGCUGAAAGGUGUCGAGGCUGUGGCAAUUCAUGGUUCAAAGACGCAGGAGGAACGGCAAUACGCAAUUAAAUCGUUCAAGUCCGGUGCGAAAGAUGUUAUGGUUGCUUCGGGCGUUGCCUCGAAGGGCCUCGACUUCAAUGAUAUCCAACACGUCAUCAUCUUCAGCAUGCCGAAAGAGAUCGAGGACUACGUGCAUCAAAUUGGCCGUACGGGACGUAGCGGAAAGACUGGCAUAGCUACAACGUUUGUAAAUAUGACAACACCAGAGCAGACACUUCUAGAUUUGAAAUAUUUGUUGAUGGAGGCUGGACAGAAGGUUCCGCCCUUUUUGCGGACCAUUGAAGAUCCUCGAGCAGCACAGGGUGGCUCUCUCAAAGGUUGUCCUGUAUGUGGGGGUCUUGGACACGGAAUAUCGAAUUGCCCGAAGUUGGAAGAUGCUCAGAGACGACAGAUGGCAUCGCAUAGAGCUGCUGAUGAUGGGGGCGGUUAUUGAACUUAUGUACAAGGUCCUGAGUUACACUAUCACACUUCAUUUUAUCAUUCUACAGUUAUCUUCCCGCCUGCAUCCAGGCUGCUAAGAUAUCCCCGGCUGUGUGUUUACUGGCCUCACACCAUGAAGCUUGGUCUAAGGCUUACUUGCUGUGAAACCGUA